Molecule: messenger RNA, 636 nt
Organism: Opisthorchis viverrini
Lineage: Eukaryota; Metazoa; Platyhelminthes; Trematoda; Opisthorchiida; Opisthorchiidae
Exons: 1
Source: RefSeq, a predicted model, not a curated record
GUCGAAUGCGUUUCCAACCUCUGGUCUGAGCAGGAUCCUGAGGACGAGUUUUCACCUUCAAGUUCUGAAACUACACUUCCUAGCCACAGUUCCGGUUCCCACGGUUUAUCUGUGCAAUCGGGCUCAACUACUUACGGGACGACUCCCGCGUCCAGAUGGCAAUCAGCCGAGAUUUCGAAGUCACCGUCGGCCGCUUCUUUGUCGAUGGAAGCUAGUCCCUCUAUGUCCGUGUUCACAACUCCUCAGCAGCAACGACCAACGAAGCAACCGUCGCUGGUUACCAGUUCAGUCGUUUCUUCUUCCGGCACCGGCGUGUCAUACAUACAUUCGGGUCCUAGAUCGUCUUUGGCUGGAUUUCAGAGCGUUAAGAAUUUCCCGGUAGUUACUCGAAGCGUCAGCAUCAUUCAAACAUCCAAUGUUUCUCGCUCCGUCGUUCCAAUGAGUGUGGUGCUCAGUCCGACGUCACCAGCUCUGCUGAACACCCAAUCGGCCAUACGUGGAGCCCGAACCGUGCAGUCUCCUCAAACAACAGCCAGCUUGCGUUUUACAGGGCCAUCAUCAGGUCAGCGAAUUGUUAUCCAACCACCUAGCGGGAACGCUAGGUCACUUCUGGUUCAAUCUUCUGAAAAUGUGCUC